This is a messenger RNA of Microplitis demolitor, 4364 nucleotides long. RefSeq names its product serine/arginine-rich splicing factor 1B (gene SF2). Lineage: Eukaryota; Metazoa; Arthropoda; Insecta; Hymenoptera; Braconidae. Gene Ontology annotation, molecular function: mRNA binding. Bases 214 to 960 code for a protein of 248 amino acids. Gene Ontology annotation, cellular component: cytoplasm; nucleus; ribonucleoprotein complex. The transcript has 3 exons. The record is from RefSeq and is a predicted model, not a curated record.
UAGAAAUACAUUACUACCCUUGGACUCAUGAAGAUUGCUCUCUGUCGUUCUAGUUAUCGAGUUUAUAUUUAGUACUAACUGUGUAUCACUUGCUCACCGGUAACUGCCAUCUUGUUUAAUUUACACCAAAUUGGCAUAAGAGUACAAUACGCAACCAUCAUCAUAUAUUUAUAUUUUUGAUUAAAGUGUUUAGUUUCUCCAAUAUUUAUCAUUAUGUCUCAUGGUGGCAGAAAUGAGUGUAGAAUUUACGUAGGAAAUUUACCCCCAGACAUCAGAACAAAAGAUAUUCAGGAUUUAUUUUACAAAUUCGGCAAAGUUACAUUUGUUGACUUGAAAAAUCGUCGAGGACCACCAUUUGCCUUCGUUGAAUUUGAUGACCCGAGGGACGCUGAAGAUGCUGUUCAUGCUAGAGACGGUUACGACUAUGAUGGGUAUAGACUGAGAGUAGAAUUCCCUCGGGGUGGAGGUCCUAGUAAUAACUUCCGCGGAGGUCGCGGAGGUGGUGACAAUAGCAGAGGAGGUCGUGGAGAUAUGGGAAACUCACGAGGGCGAGGUCCACCUGCACGUAGAUCGCAGUACAGAGUCCUUGUAACUGGAUUACCUCCAUCUGGUAGCUGGCAGGAUUUAAAAGACCACAUGCGAGAAGCUGGGGAUGUAUGUUUUGCUGACGUUUACAAAGAUGGUACGGGUGUUGUGGAAUUUCUUCGGUAUGAAGACAUGAAAUAUGCAGUAAAAAAAUUAGACGACUCAAGAUUUCGAUCCCAUGAGGGUGAAGUUGCUUACAUCAGAGUAAAAGAAGAUCAUGCUACGGGUGAACGUGGUCGCAGUGAAGAUCGCGAAAGAGGCCGCAGCCGUUCACGAAGUUACAGUCCACGUCGUCGAGGCUCACCAACUUAUUCCCCAUUACGACGCAAUUAUUCGCGAUCAAGAUCACGUUCCAGGUCUCGUUCGUACGACUAGUGUGUACGUAUAUGUCUCACAUGAUACAAUAAUCGAAAAUUGAACGACUCCUUUGCUUUGCCACGUCUCACUAUUUUUUUAUGUGAAUAUUAAUUAUCUUAUUUCCAAUUUAAAUUAACUGAAAUGAUGCUACCCCUAAAUAUUUUAUCUAAUAAUUAUUUUUCCAUUAGAAAUGGUUGUUAUUUCGUUUUCAAUUUAAUAGUUAAAAAUAUUACGUCUAUAAUAACAUGGACGCAAAAGUAUAUACAUACUUAUUAAGAAUAUGGAAGGAUUAAUAUAAUUAUGCUAAACGAAUUUUUUAUGAUUGCAUCAUUAAAUUUAUAACAUUUCUAAAAUUAAUUCUAUCAGAGUAAUACAUUCCGUUGAGCUCAUUUUCAUUUUUUUUUUCUUAAAAAUAUUUUUAAGUUUUAACCGUAACACGAUCGUACGAAAUAAAAAUACUGAAUUAUAUUUUAAAAAUGAAUGGACGCCCAUCAAAUAAAUAUCGUCUUCUCUAGAUGGCCAACUCAUGGUUGAACCAAAAUUUUUUUACGUAAUAGUUGAAUCCAUUUCAAUUAGUAUAAACGUCAAUUACGUUUGAUAAUUGUAAUCUAUAAUUAAUUUUAAAAUUAACUUUUGGAAAUAUCUAAGAGAAUUCAAAAGAUCAUCAAUAAAAUAGUUGCCUACAUAAAAUUAAAUACAUUUUUUAGGCAAACGUGAGUGCUCACAUAACUAUAUAAUAUUUGAAAUCAAAUCUUUGAACUUUAUUAUCAACUAUUUUUUUUAACUAGUUGGUUGUUUUUUUGUACAUAUAGAAAAAAGCGUUCGUAAUAUAGUUUUUUAUUUAUCUCCACCCGUUGGUCAGCUUCCGUUAUAGAAUUUUUCAAUUUGAAUGCAUACAUCGUUCCUCUACUAAAAAAAAUCAUUUCAUCCAAUAGAUUCUCAUAUAUGUUUUAUAAGAAUGAAUUUCUACUCAGAAAACAAGUAUUUCUUGACGCAAGAGGUAUUAACAGAUAUCUACAUUUUGUGAUUUGAAAAAAAAUUGUUUUCGAAAAGAGGUCCGUGUAUGUAUGGGUAGAUGUGUAAAAAGUCAUCUUUUUUAACUAUAUUUUUCAUAUGAGAAUCGAUAAAAAUGAGUCUUGUAGCAACAGAAAUGAUUUAUUUAAAGUUUGAUUUAGUUGAAAUUCAAAAUUAAUAGAGUAGUUUAAAGUUUUUUAAAAAUUAAAUCGUAAAUUAUCAAUCCAAUCGAUUUUACGGAUAUACAAAAAUAUAUGUUUGAUAAUAUUUUAAAUCUCAUAGAAAAAAAAGUGCUAGGACUUUCCUAAACCGGUUACUCAAUUGUCUUUUUAUGUUUUUUAAUCAAAAUAGUUUCCGCUUUAUCAAAUGAUAAAAUAAAAAUGCUUUUUUUUUAAAGUCAAAUGAUUCAAAAACUAAACGGAAAUAAUUUCGAAAUUUUAUUCCUCUUAUCAUAUGAUUUAUGGACUGAUAUGUAGUGUCAAAGUUUCUGAAAUUAUACCAAAAUAGAGGCAUUCAUCCAUGAAUAGAGGCGUUCAUCCCAAUCAGGGCAUAGACGGUAUUCUGAACAAAAUUUAACGCUUGGUGUUUUAUCAAUGAUUUUGUUCAUAGCUAAAAAAGACGGCUUAUCAUUAUCUUAUUAAUUGCAUACAUAAAAACAAAAAAUAUCACCAAAAAAAAAAAAAUAGUUGGUUUCAAAGCUUUUUGAUUUAACAUAUAAAUGUAUAAAAUAAUUUAAGAGUCUAAUUGUAAUACCGGUGCAUACAUAUAUAAUUUAUAGAAAAACUACUUUUAUUUUAAAAUUGAGUGAAAUUUUAAAAAAAUUCAAUUUUAAAUUCACCCGGUAUAGCAUUAGAAACUUAAAUAAAUAAUUAAACAUCGAUUUGUUUUCUUUUAAUUGUACGACUCAAAAUCUUUAAAAUUAAAUUUGAAAGUUUGACUUAUACUGUAGUGUUGCUAAUAAUUGAAGGAAAACAAAUUAAGAACAACAAAAUUUAAAAAUUAUAAUUAUUAUUAUUACAUUUAUUUGUGCAGUUUGUGUUUAUUAAUUAAGUAAUUAAUGUAUUUAUUACUCAUGAUUUGAUUUUUUCAAUGAAAUAAGAUUAUAUGUGUAUAUAAAUAUAUAUAUGUAUAUAUAUUUAUAUAUAUAUACAUAUAUAUUUAUGCGUAUACAAUGAAAGAACUAAUGUAUUUUUUCUUCUUUUGUAUAUUGGAUUGGAUUGUAACACAAUGAAUGAAAAACUCAUAUCCACAUGAACGUUACUUCUUCGAUGGAUAUUAUACAUAUUCUCUUGACGAUGGAAUGGGAUGGACCGCGUAUUUUGGAUGGAGUUUAUUCCGAGAGUAAUAUUAUAUACAGGAUUAUAACUUAAUCGUCGAUGGGAUUAAUCGGACAUUAAGGAAUGUUAACAAGAGGAAAAUCAGGAUCAGGAUUAUAAAAUCGGAUGAAAUGUGGGAAGUGACUAUUAGUUUAAUUUUAAACAGAUAAAUUCAUAACGUCUCUAUUUUAAAAGAAGAAAUAGUAUUUUAUUCUUUUUGAAAAUAGUAAAACAUUCGCUUUAAUUUUUACUGAUAAUUAAUUUGCAACUUAAUUAAUAUAGAGUCAUUUUUUGCGUUAGUUAAAUCAAAGAUAGAUAAAUUCGCGUUUUGUUAGUGCACGUUUAAAUAAGUGUUCCGAAAUAGUUCAAUAGGCAUGACAAGAUUAAUUUAUAAUAUUCAAGAGGAUUUGAAGAAUAAUUAAUCUCUAUAAAAUGACUUUGCGUUUCGGUGGGAUUUUACAAAAAUGAAAUGUUUGGAGGAUCAGUUGGAUUUCAAUAAUGAAAAAAAAAACGUGGCGUGAAAGAAAUUAAGUAUGAUAAUAAAUCUACCGGAAUUAACUUGCGUCAAUAUUAAAGAGUAGUAAUGGAGGAUUUUCGAAGUGGAAUAUUUCUUCUUGGAUAAAUAUUGUUCUCACAUUGAUAAAUUUGCGGGAAUAACUUGUAUGUCGCCGUGAAUAUGCAAUAAUUCGGAUUAUUUAAAUUUUGUCAAUUGUGUGAAACAGAGCUUUAAGCCAAUCUAUAUAUUGACGGAUUACUUCUAUCGGACUGGAUUAAAAAUGGAGAAUAAGACAGCGCGUAAAUGACACUCGAUUAUGGAUAUCAUUUCAGUGAAUUGAAUGCCUGAAAGCAUUUGGACAUCGAUUCUUUUAAUUAGAGGUAUAAAUGAUACACUUAAAUUUUGCAUGCCUUUGCUUAUUCCGUACAUAGUUACACUAUUUUUAAAAACAGUCGAUGAUGCACGCGAAAACUCUGUUUCCUACCAAUUGACAAGAAUCGGUAAUAAUUCAUUGUUACAACAGAUGGGAAAAUAAUUUUUCUCCAAAUAGUUUUCCUUUUCUAGUGUUUUACUGAGUAUGUAUUUUUUCCAUUCAA